Saimiri boliviensis boliviensis (Bolivian squirrel monkey) is the source of this 1122-nucleotide messenger RNA. The record is from RefSeq and is a predicted model, not a curated record. NCBI's taxonomy places the organism in Eukaryota, Metazoa, Chordata, Mammalia, Primates, Cebidae.
AUGGUAGUCCUGCCAGAAGCUGGUCUGCACUGUCGUAUGCCCAGCUGGGCAAUGUUUGCGCUGCCAGACACGGAGCAGUCGUGGCUAGCGAUUGUGGUCGUAAAGUCGAAUGGUCGUCGAAGUCAGUAUCUCAGAAUCUGUCACGAUAAUCAUCGUGAACUAUCCGUCAAUUUCUCCAUAAUAACAGUAAUAAUUGAAUAUGAAAACUCUACAUUUCAGUUACGAACUCUGAGUUUUUCAUGUGGACGGUUAUAUUUUCAGUGCUGGCUACAGUUGCAUUUGCCACAAUUACUGACUCUAAAGUUCAUCCGAUGUGAUAAGUGCAAUUUUCUUGGUCAGGACACUAUUUCCUUCAGAAAAAACUUGUCGUGCACAGAUGUCUUUUUCACCUCUACCACCAUGCCCAAGGCCCUGGUGAACAUCCAGACCCAGAGCAGGUCCGUUUCCUAUGCAGAGUACUUGGUCCAGCUCUACUUCUUCUUGACUUUUGGGGACAUGGACAUCUUUCUCCUGGCUACAAUAGCCUAUGACUGCUAUGUGGCCAUUUGCCACCCACUCCACUAUCUGACAAUCAUGAGCCUCCACCGCUGUGCCCUACUGGUAACUGCUUGCUGGACCCUCAUGAGUCUUGUUGCCAUGACUCACACCUUCCUCAUAUUCCAGCUUUUCUUCUGCUCUGAGAAGAUAAUUCCUGACUUCUUCUGUGAUUUGGGACCACUGAUGAAGGUGUCCUGCUCUGAUACCCAGAUCAAUGUGCUUGUGCUCCUCUUCCUAGGGGUAACAGUCAUUUUAAUCCCUUUUUUGCUCAUCCUGGUCUCUUACAUCUGCAUUGUUUUAGCCAUCCUCAGGGUCCCCUCUGCCCAGGGAAGGUGCAAGACCUUCUCUACUUGUGGCUCUCACCUCACUGUUGUUGCUCUGUUUCUUGGGAUGGUAAUCAGGGCUUAUCUGUGCCCUUCAUCCUCUUCCUUCAACUCAGUGGAGGACGAUACAGUGGCUGCUGUCAUGUACAUUGUGGUGACUCCCCUGCGGAACCCCUUUAUUUACAGCCUGCAGAACAAGGACUUGAAGGUUGCAGUGCUUAGACUUCUCAAAGGCAGAAUCUGCUUCUCACGGGGCCAGUGA